CAGAUAUGCACUGCUCCCACCAUCAGCGCCAGAACCUAUCAGAAGUCUUAUUUCAUCACAUCAAAAAUGGCAGUGCGCUGUGCUUAUUCUGGGAUAUAUAGUACAGUGGACCUACUGGUGGCCGAUAUCAGCAAGCGACAAUGUCUUCCUCGGCACAGGACGCUAUUCCACAACUCGAUCUGGGAAAUACGUUUGGGGCACUUUUUAUUGGGGUUGUCCUUUCAGCAGUUCUCUUUGGUCUAACCAACAUUCAAGCUUUCAUCUACUUGCAGACGCAUAGAAGCGCGGGGAUAACAUUUUUCAAGCUGUUUGUUAUCUGGCUUUGGAUAUUUGAUGCUCUGCACCUGGCCUUGAUAACCCAUAGCGUCUAUUAUUAUUUGGUGACCAACUAUGCAAAUUUUGGUGUGCUGACGGAGAUUGUAUGGAGUCUCAAACUUCAGUUAGCAAUCGGCAUUUUCAUCAUUCCGAUGGUACAUCUUUUGUAUGUUCAUCGCAUAUGGAAAGUAAGCAAGGGGCGAUCAAGGGUUCUCCCGACCGUAGCAUUGGUCAUAGUUGUGGUCCUAAGUUCAGGUGUUGCCAUUCCCCUUAUUUGGGCGCAAUAUAAAGUCAAGUUAUUCAAGGAUUUAAUUGAAAUGCAAUGGUCGAUAUUCCUGUCUUUGGGAGCUGCCACUUUUGUCGACAUCCUAAUCGCAUCAUCGCUAUGGUAUCUUCUUGCUACUUCACGCACUGGGUUCUCUAGCACUGAUUCCUUCAUAACAAAACUUGUGAAUUAUACGAUUAGUACCGGCUGUCUGACGAGUAUAUGCUCGACGUCAAUCAUAAUUACAUGCGCUGUGAUGCCGACGAACUUCAUCUUCAUCGGUCUUCAAUUUUUGGUGACCAAUUUGUAUGUUAAUUCAUUCAUCGCACUCCUGAAUGCGCGACACUACAUGCAGGCCAACACGAUUGUCGAUUCUCACGAACUUAAUGGGCGCCACGUUGUCUAUCGCCCGGAACUCCCCAUUAGCGCGUCGCAAGACGAGGAGCUUCAGCCAUCCCAGAAGGACUCUCAGGAUGGAGUGCUACAUAUUACACGACCUAUCCAGGCUUCCAUGCCACAGUCGCCGACAUCGGGGAUGGAGAUGAAAUCAUGUUCGUUAGUGUGACGGAGAAAUUUAUAGGCAUAGGUUAUUAUUUAUGUUUUAUCAACAUAUAAGACUCACAAAAAUUACGAGUUCAUAAUAAUUAUUACCCAAGGAUGUACAUUUGCAAUAGUGGAGAGAAUUUCAUGGACUAGGAC
Molecule: messenger RNA, 1279 nt
Organism: Suillus clintonianus
Lineage: Eukaryota; Fungi; Basidiomycota; Agaricomycetes; Boletales; Suillaceae
Exons: 17
Coding region: 141-1145 (334 amino acids)
Source: RefSeq, a predicted model, not a curated record